UGGGUAGCUGGUUGGGUGGGUAGGAUGUCUGGCUGGAUGGGUGUAUUCUGGGUGAGUGUCUGUAUCCCUGAUUAUCUGGUCGUAGAUGUGUGCGGAUGGCUUUAGUGGUUGGGUAGAGAUGUACGUGUCGUUUGUCUAUCUGUGUGCAGGCAUCUGCCUGGGUUAGGCGUAUGUCUGUCUGUUGGGCAGACUACAUAUCUGUCUCUUUUCACUAUAGCUGGGUAGGUGUCUGUUUUAGUAUACGCUUGUCUGUCAAGUUAAGUGCCUGUUUAUGUGUCUGACUGUUAUUCUGUAUGCCUGGUUAGGUGUGUGUCUAGGUGUAUCUGUUAAGGUUGUCUGUCUCGGUGUCUCUAUCUGUCUAGAUGUCUGACAAAGUGUCCCUCUGCGGAGGCGUUUGUCCGCCUAGGAAUCUCUGUCUUUAAAGGUGUCUGUCUGUUUCGUUGUCUCUUACCAUCUACGUGUGUGUGUGUCUGCGUGUCUAUCCGCUCAGGCGUCUGUCGAGGUGUUUACCUGCGUGGGUAUCAGUCGCUUUGUCUGCCCCUGUGUCUGCCCAGUCCCACCGCAGCGCAUUGGGGCGUGUGGGAAGAGGGUGGGGGGUUAGGGGAAGUUCUUAGGGGAGCGGUGGCGCAGCGGUUAGCGCAGCCGCUGCUGUGCUACGAAACCCUGGGCGGCAGCGCCCCGGGGUUUCCAUUGCCGCUCACGGUCCCCAGCACCCAGCGACGAUUACCCGAACCGGUCCCGUGCUUCCCCUAGGUCGACUCGGCCUGAAAACGAUUUCCCCAGUGUGAACAUCGUCGCGUCGGGCAGACGACGGGGAGGGAGGGAGGCCGGGCUGGGUGCUGUCCCACCCCCCCUCCCGUUGUGCUGGCGGCCUUAGUCAAUGUUGCUAACUCGCUUAGUCAGCAACUUGUACCCAACACUACUGUGAAGCUACACCGAGGAGGAGGGGAGGGGGAGGAUCUUUGUCUUACUGAGACAGCAACAGCAGCAGCCCCCCAUUGUUGAUCCACGCCGAGGCAUCGACCAUGAAGAACGCGGCGGAGUGGAGCGUCCGCUUACACCGUGGCCCCGGGGACUCCUCGCGCGGGGUACCCGAGGGUCGCGGACCCACCGCCCCCGCCGCCACUGCGGAGGGAGGCGAUGGGUCGACGAAGUUCCACUGCUGUCGCUGCGGCGAGGAGAGCCCCGCACCCGUGUGGACGAGGCGGAGGAGCGUCGGGAGGAGCUCCCCCGCCGCUCCCAUCGGAGCUCAGAACGGUGAUGGUGUCCUUGUGCCCACAGAGCAGGAGGUGCCAACCUCGCCGGUGGAUGGCAUCGAGCUCAAGUCUCCGGAGAAGAAGGGCAGGAAGGUCUCCUUCCAGAAGCCCCAGGGAAUGGUGGAAUACACGGUGGAAGAAAAAGAUACGCUCAACAGCAUUGCCUUGAGGUUUAACACGACUCCCAACGAGCUGCUGCACAUCAACCGACUAUUCUCCCACACGAUCGUCACCGGGCAGUGCUUGUACGUGCCUGACCCCGACGGCGCGGCAAGCGAGCGCGGCUCGCCGCCCACGAGCCCGUCGUCCCUGCACCCCCUGCAGGGGGGCCCGCCGGGGGCGGCCGGGGCCCGGGAUCAGCCGCUGGCGAGCAGCUCGCCGCGGUCGCACCGCGUGCUCCGUGACCAGGCCUCCCUCUCCGAGGAGGAGGAGGAACCCAUGACCAAGAAGUUCCUCAAGAUCAGCUGCAAGUACAUCACCAACGGCAAGGGUGUGGUGGGAGGGGUGCUCCUCGUCACCCCCAACAGCCUCAUGUUCGACCCGCACAAGUCCGACCCGCUGGUGCUCGAGCACGGCUGCCGUGCGUAUGGCCUGCUGUGCCCCAUGGAGGAGGUGAUCUCCGCCGCCGUGUACCGCGACACGGCGCACAUGAGCAUCCGCGACACCCUCCCGGCAAACUUCUCCGAGUGUUUCUGUUCCCCGAGCAGGCCCGAGGACGUGGGGGCCUUCGCGCCCGAGCACGAGCUCAGCCCCUUCACCCGUCUGGAGCGCGAGCGAGCGCGCUCGGCCGUCGCCUCCGAGCCGUCGCCGGAGCCCGUCCCCGAUCGAUCCCCCGGCGGCUCUGCCCGCCCGCCCGCCGGCGCCCCCGACGGCCGGGGGUGCCGCUCGUGCAACGGCCCCGCCGCCGCCGCCGCCGACGACGGGGACGACGCGGACGACGACGAGACGCCCUCGGACAGGGCGUCGUGGAGCCUGGCCUCGGCCGCGACGCAGGCGAACGCCGACUCGUCCGCGUGCGAGAACGGCGACGCCGACUCGGGCGCCGGGGAGAAGGAGGCGCCCUGGGCGGAAGACGUUCCCGCCGGCGGUGCGCGCGCGCCUUUGGAGAGCACGAAGAUCCAGGGGGACGGCAGUCCUCCGCCGCGCGAUCGUCUCGAGGCCGAUGGCCUCACUGCUUCGUCAGUGGCGUCCGACCUCAGCUCCGCGGAUGCCACGGCGAAGGCGAACGGUGGCGAGACCGCGCGCGAAGCAAUCGGGCCGGAUUUGCCGAUGCCCAACGGUGAGAUGGCGGCGGGGCAGGGCGAGCGUCCAGAAGUCGCGCUCGAUCCGGUAACCGGGGACGGUGCCGCCGGGGGCGCGACGAUCGCGGCGGCGAUGCCGGCGGCGCCGUCAGGAGAGGAGGACCCUGCGAAGGGCGAGGAGAGUUCCGGGAUCUCGGUGGAGGAGCACCCCGGGAGGGACCCGAGCGACGCCCGCGCGGGGGACGUCGCCGCUGCCUCCGCGAGCCGCGCCCGCGAACACAGCGUUGCCCCAGCGGAGAAUGAAAAUGAGCUUUCGGCUGCGGCGAUGGCGUCGACCGCUUCGGCGUCGACACCGGCCAACGCCGGCGAUAAAACGGACGCGGAGACUUCGGCGGCCGAGGAGGCGGCGGAGCCGUCGGCCGCAGAGACGGAGACGCGCAACGAGCAGAGCUCCGGCAUCUCGAUGGGCUCGUCCACGGCAGGCCGGAGCACCGUGUGGUACGUGGACGAGGAGGAGCUGGAGGCGGUCGUGGCCGACCGGACCGGCGAUCGGGACGACAAGGAGGAGGCGGCGGCUGCGGCAGAUGUCUCCUCAGAGGGCCAGGACGAGCAUCCCGGCCCGGACGUCGCCCGCGCUCCUCUCGUCCGGGAGGCCGAGCGCUCCGGCAGAAAGUGGAGGAGCCUGGCCGACCUCCCCCGUAGGGUGGCGACGAAAGGGCCUCCCAAGGAGGGCAGCGGCAGCGCCCAAAACGAGGUGGGUGGCGGCGGUUCCCAGAAAGGGGGCGGAAACGCUCGCCAGAAGCGGGGCAGCGGCGCCCGCCAGAAGCGCGGCGGCGGCGGCGGCGGCGGCGGCGGCGUUCCCAAAGGGGGCGGCGGCGUUCCUCAGAGGAAGGGCGGCGGCGUGAAGCAGGAAGAGGGGAGCGGCGCGAAACGCGAAGAGGCCGACGCCGCGAGGCGGGAGGGCGGCGGCGGUGCGACGGGCGAAGAAGGCGGCGGUGUGCAGCGGAGGGAGGCUGCGAGCGCGCCACACGAGGAGGCCGCCGGCGCGCGGCGAGGGGCAAGCGACGACGCGACGGAGGAAGGGGGCGGCGGCCUGACGCGGGAAGAGGGCGUCGGCCUGACGCGGGAAGAGGGCGUCGGCCUGACGCGGGAAGAGGGCGUCGGCCUGACGCGGGAAGAGGGCGGCGGCCUGACGCGGGAAGGGGUGAGCAGGGACGCUUGCGAGGUCCUCGUGGAUGGUGCGGUUGUGACGAAGCCGGCGGGUUCGGCGAAGGGAAAGAAGAGGAAGGGGGAUGGCGGCGAGGGAGUUUCUCGGCCGCGUUGGGAGAGGACAAAAAUUUAUUCGGAGGCGCAGAAGGAACCUCUGCACCGUUUGCUGAAGACGAUGGAAGAGCCAAUCGAAGCCCUGCUUCCGGCCCGCGAGCCGGAGAGCGACUCCCCGCCGAUGUUCCUGUGCCUGCGCGUGGGCAAGCCCAUGCGCUGCUCCUUCGAGCCGGCGCGCUCGCCGGUGGUGCAGCACUACGCCUGCCGCGGAGCCCAGCCCGAGUACUGGUUCGCCGUGCCCAAAGACAGGGUCGACCAGCUCUACACGUUCUUCGCUCAGUGGACGCCGGAGGUUUGCGGUUGCGGCGGUGGUGCCGGCGGCGGCGGCGGCGGUGAUGGCUCGGGGGAGCUGGGCUUCGUGGUUCUGGAGCGGCACGACGCGGAGGCCCUGGAGGCCAUCGAAGACUUUUACUCGGACUCCUCGAUGGACUGGGAGAUCGUGACCCUGGAGGAGGCUCUGAGGAGGCAGAGUCUCCACACGCUCACCGACAGCGAACCCGAGCCCAUGUGGCCAACGUUGAACGUUGAGAGCAACUUAUUGCAGCACCACCACAUUGAAAAGCUGGUGCCGGAGCUGCCCCCGCGCACGGUGGGCUACACGUGGAGCCUGCUGUAUGGCACGGCGCAGCACGGCACGAGCCUGGGCACGCUGUACCGCGCCGCUCUGCUCUCCGACUCGCCUGUGCUGCUCGUUGUGUGCGACACCGACGGGCAGGUAUUCGGGGCUUUCGUAUCCUCCGCAAUCCGAUGCAACGACCACUACUACGGCACUGGAGAAACCUUCCUGUACACCUUCAAUCCAGACUUCAAGAUUUUCAGGUGGACGGGAGAAAAUUCUUUCUUUAUCAGCGGCGACAAGGAUUCCUUGGUCAUUGGUGGAGGAGACGGCGUGUUUGGGUUGUGGCUGGGGGGCGACCUGUACCACGGGUCGAGCCGCCGCUGCCACACGUUCAAAAACGAGCCGCUGGCCACCCGAGACGACUUCUGCGUGCGGGCACUUGAAGUCUGGGCCUUCGAGUGAGCAGCCCCGGUGUCUCCCGGCCGAGUGGCCCCCAUCGAGGGCCCCCCCCCCUCCCCACCCCUCCCCACCCCACCCCACCACACCCCACCACUACCCCACCCCACCACACCACACACGCCCAGCGCCGAAGGUGACGAUGAUGAAACAGCGCGACACGCCAGGGGCGAACCCCUUCGCUUCACGGGCACCACGGACGCGUACCAGACGUUCCCUUCCAGGUCCGGGCGUAACCAAAGGGUCCGGCGGCCCCACCACAACUUUGGCGCAGGUUGUGGCGAGAAUCCCUCGCGGCGUGCUCAACACGGCCCGGGGUAAAUAUUUGCGGAGAUCGCUCCGCCCGCAGUCCGACUCGGCGGCUAAAGGCGCCUGGUGGAAAUGCGGAAGUGAGCUUUUGAGCGGAGCGCACGGCCGUACGCGAGUUGUACGGCACACUCGUCGUUGCUUGUGCUUACGCAAGGUUUGAUUUUUGUCGGUGUUGGGGUCGUUGAGGGGGGUGGGUGGGUGUGGUGGUGGUGGGGGGGGGGUGAUCGGUUUGUUGCCCGCUGCCGGCCGGCUCUGGCGACUCCACCGUGCCCCUCGCCACGCGGGUCGCUUAGCGGGUGAUGGGCUGCGUUCAUCUGUGCGAGAAGGUUCUCUUGCCCACUUAAUUACGCCGCCCUACGAAUGCCCCGCCUUCAUUUGCUCUCUUUUACAAGCGGCACAAUGUUUUACAAGCGGGGAUUGCCAGCGUAGCAGCCUGGAGCAUGUGAAAGGGACUUGGGAGGCUUAUUAGCGACAAUAACGGCUUUGGUUCUCUGACGAUAGUAUUGUGAUGCAUUGUGAUGCUUAUCUCUGGCCGUGAAAUGCUUUAAUUGUCCGCGUUUGGGCUUUUGUGAUCGCUUUCGGCGAUCGUUCUGGUCGUGUCCAGCAAAACGUUCACAAUUUGAGUCAAACGUUAUCUGAAACCAACGUGGUGCGGUAUGGUGUGUGCAGGAUUUCAAAACGAGGCUUUGGUUUUGGUUUGAUUUUAAACGAGCCGUGAGAUUGUGGAAACGAAAAAAAUAAUGCAGGAAUUGGUGCAGGAAAAAGUCUCGUGAGGUGCUACUUAAAAAAAUAAAAAUUGUAGCAUCUUAAUUGGUUCUUCUUUUAUAAGCCAUGGCCUUGUACAAUGCGCCUGUCUCUCUCUCUCUCUGACAGGUCCAGAGCCAGCUGUUAAUAGUGAAGCAAGCCUGGGUGGUCGCAUUGUACGUGUCGUCGCUCCCAGGCUGUGUUUUAAUUUCCUAAUCGGGAUGAGUGACCACUCACGCACCACCUGCACCAUGCCUGGCCUUUCAAUGGGGGAAGAUAAAACAUCUCGUGGUAAAAGGUCUGAUGAAAUGUUCCUUUGACCUAAUGUUAGACCCCGUUUUCUGAGCCACAUUUUUACACUUUAAAUAAUGAUACUUGGUGUAUUAGCUUGGGAAAAAUCUGCAAGUUUAAUCCUUUUAACGUCCUAGUCUCAAAGCCUUUCAACAACGCAUCAUAUUUAAAACGGAUCUCUUUGUGAACACACGAGGGGUUAUUCGCAUGUGAAAUACAAAUCACAAGUAUGCUCUUCUGCACAAAAACAGACACUUAAAACGUGGACAACCUCUGAUGAAUUGAUCUUCAUGGAAUACUCUUGAAUACAGCGCCAGUGACGUAUUUUUUUUAGACGAAACUUGAUGGUGGAUUCCGUCCUGUACAAUUUUUUUUUCCAACUGCAGUAUAGCCGAGGCUGUGAUGGUCAUUUUACGUUGUUCAAGACUUCACAGUAGUCUCUGUGCCAUGUUGUAUUCCACUUAAAUAAUACAACUCGAAAAGCUGAAACUACCACCAUGAACGUAAUUUGAAGCCUCUUGAGAAUCUUCACGUUUAGUAUUCCUGCAGGUGUUGUGUUUGUACAAUCCGCAUGUAAAUUCCUUGCUAAUUUUUAGUAUAUAUACGAGUCCCAAAAAGUUAUUGUUGCGGAAGCUUUGAUUUGUUUCGUAUGGCAGGAUGGAAAUAGCAACGGUCUUGAAACGUGCUAUAGUUCUUACGCUACGUUUUUCUUAAAACCAAUCCAAGCGGGCAGUCAACGAUCUAUAGCACUUCCAGUUAGCGCGGCUGGCGACGUACGGUGCGAAACAAGUUCAACGUACAUUUGCUGCCCGUUUUCUCUGCAACACACGAGGGAGGUCGCCCAUGGUUGGCAGAACUUAAUUACAGUUCGCUGUGGCCACCCUCAUUAGAACGAUCGCUCAUUGGCGGAAACUGAGCGCGUGUGCUUUUGGAGUAGUUGCCGCAUUCGAGGGCAAGUGGGCAGGCCAGGCAAUGUGGAGACGCGUCGACCUGUGUUUCGCAGGGCUUGUUUGGCGCGCGGUUCACCGAAUUAACCACCACAUUGAAAUGAUCGCUCGUUGCCGGAAGCUGAGCGCAUGUGCUUUCGGGAGUAGUUGGCUGUAUUCGAAGGCAGCGGUGGGGCCAGGCGUUGUGGAUGUCCGAGGCCUGGAUUGUUUAACUGAAUCGUGAUUGAAUCAUUCUGUUGUUGUGGUCCGGUAACAACGACACGAAGAACGGUGCUUUUCCUUGGUUUGGUAAAUGUGACGUCGGGUUAUUAUGAUUGCACCUCUGCUGCCAUGAGCGAUGUGAAGCUCGCGAAAUGUGAUAGACGCAUUACAGGAACUUUAACGAGUUUGAAUUCGACGUUUGUUUCUUCAUUAUAUGGAGAUUUGCUUGAAAUGCACGGCUCUACGUUACUGUAUUUCUUUUAUUAUUAACGUAAUUUUUAUUAUUAUAUUUUAAUACAAUACUUGAAAUGUGUUUUCUAACCGGUUGGUGCUUGGCCCCCCCAAGUGCGGUGAAUUUAUAUUGCAUCUUGGAAAACUGAAACUUGCAUUAAAACACUUUUAAGAAUAUUAAUAUUUUUAACGAUAUCACACAUAUUACCUUUGCUCCGGACACUUUGCCUCCAGUAUUUGGUCGUUUAAAUGAAAUAAUGUAACGGAAUAUUCACGUGCUGCACGUUCGUGCGGUGAUGACUUUGGUUAACCGUGAGUAAAAUAAUUGAAUAAUAAUGUACAGCCCUUUGUCACUUUACUGCUGGAUUGACGUGUCAGUGAUGUGGGUUAUAUGACCGUACUUCACCAUCCUGAUCAGCGUGGGCUGGUGCAUUUGAAGGCCACACAACCGGUUGUGGAUAUCGCUCGCCACUGAUGAUGCCCGUUACCAGGAAUCGAACUCGGGUAACAGCAGGGUUCAUGGCACGGUGAGAUCACAAUGUGCCCAUCGCUACACCAUUGUUACGUACUCCAUACCCCUUACACAGUAUUCCGAUGGUUUUCCAAGAUGCUAUAUUUUUACCACUUUCUGCAAACGAAGGCUUUUUUUUGUAUUUGGUCACGCGGAUGUGUUAUUGAUGAAAGAUUUCCGCUGGUUGCUCGUUAAAAAAAGUAUUGCAUAUCUGUCGCACUAUUUGUUUCAAGCUUAUAAGAGCAAUGUAAUGGAACGCUAAAGACAUAAUCUAGUGACCGCUUGUGUUGAGCACAUUUAAAAACUUGGUCACAAAUCCACUUGGGAGGAAAAAAGGUCCCUUGUUACCGUGACCAUUAACAGUUAUUUAGGUUCCUUUUAGGGAAAAAGAAGACAUUAACUGAAGUUUUAAACUGAAAUUAGUUACUUGAAAUGUAAUGAAUUUACAAAACAAAAAAAAAUCCUUUUGAACUUGAUGCCUUGCAGGUGCAUGCAGUUCAUCCCCCAUACUCCAAUCUUCCCCACUAACUCGCUAAUUUCAGAGACGUUUUACAAAAAAAAAUACAUACGAUAGUGUUUUCCUGUGUUUGGUCGUAGAAAGAUGGAAUACGCGACUCGUGACCUGUAUUUGGCUGCCGCCUUGUACACAGCAGGGUGCCACCAGUGGCAGCAGGGUGCCACCAGUGGCUUCAGUGUGAGCAGGAGGAAAAUGCUGUCUUUUCUUUUUUGCAGUCUCAACAAACGCACUUGGUAAAAUGUAACAUUUGGAACGCAACAUGAUGCCUUCUUGUUCAAGAGUUUAUUCCUCUACCGGAUGGGCGAGCGUUUGAAAUCCCCGCAGUUUUGCGUGAAGCAGCGGUGCGGUGAGGAUGGGCCAGCUGGCCCAGAGCACUGGGUCAAAGCACUGAGCUUGCAAUGCUGCCGGCAUCCUGGGUUGAAGUCCGGCUUUCAAUCACCCGUGAUGAAACCAGCUUUCUCAAAGUGUGUAGAGCAGUGGUUGGGGCUCGGUCUGAUCGCGAGCCAGUGACUUAAAAUGAAUCGUUCAGUUUCGUCGUUGACAAAAUAUGCUUUGUUCAAGCCCUUGAGAACGAAGUAUUUUUUCAGUUUGACACCGUGACAAGCGCUUUCUGCAGGGCAUAUGAAGAUCUGCCCCGAGUGUGGAUAAAGAGGCACGUUCGUGUUACUCAAGACGUGAUGUAUUCUGGUGCGGUUCUCCAGAACACGAUGUGGUUACACCGCUUUCGGCGAGAGUUGCGGAUGGAGCCGUCUUUUUGUUGCCUCGUGAUGCCGAUAAUGCAGUUGGAAUAUAAUGGAGGGGAUGCGAAAGCAAAAAAUAAAGGUCCUUGGCGACGAGAUUCGUCUAUUUAUUUUUGAGACCGGGGUGACGCUUUCAACUCGAGCAGGUGCCCGGCACGGCUGUAAACGGUAACAUAUCUCACCAUGCCACUUCUGGAAAACCGCGUGCGCUUGUGAACUCAGACUGGAAAACUCAAGGGGGCGUUUGGCACUAAGCCACUGCGCCCGGCCCGCAUUGAGAAUCAUUUUUUCGCGUUUUUGACGGGUCGUGACGUGCUCAUUCCUGGAGAAUUGUAAUGGGCACUCACGGCAAUUCCAGGGUGGUACUGCUGUACUCCGACAAAAGUGGUCGGAGUAAGAUCCGCUCCAGUAAAGUUGACCAAUUCCAAAAUGUAUAGCUUUCCACUCGGUGGAAAGUCGACGUUAGACGAUGGCUCUUUCUUUUUUUGCAUUCGUGCCGUUCGUGCGUCGCCAACUUAUAAAGAAUGAGUUCCGUGAGGUUGGACAGUUUCUGGUCGUGGUGGGGGAGGGGGGGAGGGGAAAAACGCGCUGCACUCGUGUCCACCUCUGGGUAAACUGUGCAUAGACAUCGUUGUCUGGAAGUUCAGUAAACGGCGGGGUAAAGUGUGGGUAUUAUAGUCGCCCUUCUCGCAAAGUCUUCGUGGCGUAGGCGCUGUGUGUGUGUGUGUGGCCCGUAUUAAUUUAGCGCUGGAGGUAGUUUGCGUCAUGAGUUAAAGGGUCAUGAGUGCAAUCAGGCGACUCUUCCUCUUGCUGACACUUCUGUGGAUGGUAGCGCCUCUUCGUGGCUUGCAGCGGCGGUGUGACAUGAACCCAUUACUUGCGAUGUAUACAAAAGAAAGAAAAAAAACACAUCGCUUCUUCCACAUGAUUCAAUGCUUGUAUCGUGAGAUUUAGAAUCUGUAUUAAUCGACAAAUCGGUGCAUAGUUUCACCUCCUAAUCAAUGAUGUUACGUCGGCGAAUUCCUAACGGUUGCACGCAGUGGAACAUUUGUGAACGGGUACUGCUUGUCCCGUGCAAUGAUGCAGCAAGUCCUGUAGCUGUUGUGUAAACAUAACCCAAAUGAAUUUGAGCAUUGUGUUAUUGAAGCGUCUGUGCAUCCAACUCUCAAGCCAGUGGUGGUUGCAUGCCGUACACAAAACUUUGCAGACUGGUAAGACGUUACAUCGGUAGGCUCUGUGGCCUUAAAGAUAAAGCCAUUUGCUAUAUACGGUACAUCUCAUCGGUGGACUGCAAUGCCAUUGUAGCAUCAUAACAAAUCCACUGUAGCGGUAUGGAUAACGUGCGAUGUGGGGCUCUUGCCAAUUAAGACCUUCGCCGUUUAUUUUUGUUCAAUGCUUUAUUCAGUGAGGGGGGUUCUCCUUGAGGUUUUUAGUGCCCAGAGAAAACGAAGCCCUGUGGAAUGGAACGCUUGGGGCUGAUUCAGCAGAGGGGGGGGGGCAGAACCCCAUUUAUUUUUCACGACCAAAACAACUGUACCAAUUUUACAACUUGUUAGGUGAAUUAUAUUUGUUUUCAACAUUCAAAUAAAAAAUACAUGAUUGAAUAAUGGGGGGGGGGAGCUCACCAUUGAAAAAAGUAAAUUCUCACGCACAUUCCAAUGCUGUGGUAUUUACAGUACCAGACUGAGACUGUCUGGAAUUUUUACGCUUCUGUGCGGCGUGGAGACGCGGUGAACAACAAAGCAGCAUGGCUUUGCGGUGUUUAUUUUUUGCCAUUCGGGGGGUGCCAUUUUUUAAAAAUUUCUGUCGCUCAAUGUUCACGAGUUCGUCAGCCGCCCCUCUCUGUGAUAUACAACAACGGUCCCCAACCUUUUUGCCACCAGGGACCGGUUUCGUGGAAGACAAUUUUUUCACGGAUCUUGGGAGGGGGGGGGGUCAUCAUUGGGUCUUUCUCCCUUUUCAAAGAAGCUCUCCAGCGACGUUUGUUUUUGACUCAUUUUGGCUACCGUUAGCGGUCCGUGGCCCCGGGGUUUGGGGACCCCUGAUACAGCACACAGAAUACCCACUCACGCUAUGUUGAUGAUACGCAGAUCAAUGGUGGCCAAUCCACCAAGCGCCGUGAAGAUCCAUUCUGGUGGAUUCCACCGGAAGGCUUUAGACCAACAACGACCCGCAAAUAUAACCCUGCAAUAUACUUCAGUGUUUUUCCACUAAUAAGGGGGCCCACUUUUGCCGAAGAGACAUCGUCAGAGCGAGGGCCGCCACACAUUUGAAACCAUUGGGGGUUGACAGCAGCACGAUGAUGGCGGGGUGUUUUGAACCUUUGUGUAGUGUCGGGGCCCCCACUAAAUGCCACUAGGGGUCACCAGUGGCCCGCGGGUCUCGCACUGAAGAACACCGAUGGACACACACAAAGUAUUAGCGCCCUCUAUUGGUAGGCAUUAUUUUUAAAGCAUUAAUUGUUGGGGAUAAUUUUUUUGUUGAUUUGCCGUCACCCGAAACGAAAAAUGUUUGUUCGCUUAUGUUAGCGUUCUGAUGUGUCCUCAGAGCGAGACAAUAGUGUUACCAUCCAUCGCCGGAUGGCGCUCCACGUAUUGACCGCCACUGCUGUAGAGUAACGAACAACUGAACUCGACAGAAAACAACAAAAACAUUCUGAAGCAUUUGGAAAUACCACCGUUUAUCUUUCUGGGGGUUCUCGGUCAAAAAUAGUUUUUGUUUUGUUUUCGUAAACCCAACCUCGGCUCAUGUGCAUGAGUAAGGACUGGCCGACCGUGGUCAUUGCUGGGUUGAAGGGAGCACAUUUUGUGUCGUCUCCCGCCUGGUACCAGACUUGGCCUAGGUGCCCCUGCCCACCAAAGGUCCUUCGGUGUUUAAUGGUCUCCAGAUGUUUUUUUUUACACCACGUCAAGAAUAUGUCCUCUUGCAGAAGAAAGCAAUCCGCUGUUGGACGAACGAACGCCUCUCCAUGCCGUCUCUGUCAUGCACUCCGAUUGGCUGAUUCGUGUAGGGGUUGGGCGUGAAGUGAUUCCACUGUGAUUUAAAUUGGCAUAGUAGCCAGGAGGCUACACACUUACGUGCUUUAUUGAUUUGUCCGAGAAAGGAAGGAACCCAUGAGCCUUGACCUCUUUGCCUGCCGUCCCCUGCUGUGCAUGCGCUUGCCAGUUCCUAUACGCCACUUAAAUUGGGGCGUCACGGUGGCGAGAUGUUUACUACCUCGCCCGGUAUACAGGAGGUCGUGGGAUCCCGACCCUGCUGUAUAUUUGGAGUUUUGCAUGUUCUCCCUGUGGUCGCGUGGAGUUCUCUCCGGGUCCUCCCGGUUUCUUCCCUCCGCAUUUAUAAAUGAACAUCACGCGUCUCGCGUGUACAUUUGCACGCGACAAGCCACUUGGUUGAGUUCUCACUUGCGGCCAGGUGUCCCCCACCUUGCAGGCUUGCACGCCACCAAUGUAUACAUCCCCACCCGCCACCACUGCUCCCUGCACUCGUGGUUUUCUCUGGGCACUCUGGUUUCCUCCCACGUACCAAAUACUUAAUAAUCGAAUUCGUCAAACAUUCCCAUGUCCCGAUCCUCGUGGAAGAAAAGAAAAAAAAAAACAUUGGCGAUACCUUCAACUUUUUGAUCGGUUUCACUCGGAGGGACGGGGUCAGCCUAAGGUUCUUAAACUGUUUCGUGUCGUGUGCUAGAAGCUUAAGAAAAUAUAUAGGCUCCCAUAGUCGGUUAACACAAGUCAUGGCUGAUGCUGAAGAUACAGCCAAAACAAUGGGGGUAAUUCCAUAGAAGCCACGAUAAAACAUUGCAACAGUUGUUAAAUUAAAUUUCAGUACUUAAUUGAAAAAAAACCCAGUAGCAACACCGCACCUACUUGGCAAAUUAUUUUCAGCCCGGGUGCUGUGUACUUCUUGUAUCGUACAGGGACAGCUGUCGCUAAGGGUGUCCUCGGCUCGACUGCAGCAGGGCAUCAAUAUGCGAUGUAAGGCGCUUUGGGUUGCUAAGGCAUUGCCUAGAAAUGGAAAUCCUUAUCCUUGAAGCAGACAUAGCCUACUACCGGAUACUCGUACAAUGAAUACAUGAUGAAAUAAUAAUGUAUAAUGACUGCUACAGUGGAAAUGAAUGUACACAGUAUGGUUGGCCUUUUGUGGCCUUACAAGUUAUGAAAAAAAAAUCGGUGGCAUAUGCCCGUUUACACUGAAAUCUACAUUCCGUCCCGGUUGUAUUUAAUAAAGGACUGCACAAGGUUCAACACGAGGGCUGGCACGUGUGCCUACCAAAAGAGGUCCCCCUCUCUGCCUGCUCGUGCACCACACACACACACACAGUUGCAUCCCCCCUUGCCUUGAUGAUGUACAUGCUGCAUUUACAAAUAAAACGUGUAUACCUGUGCCGUGA
Messenger RNA from Petromyzon marinus (sea lamprey), 13716 nucleotides. Its product is annotated as nuclear receptor coactivator 7-like. Gene Ontology annotation, biological process: response to oxidative stress. Lineage: Eukaryota; Metazoa; Chordata; Hyperoartia; Petromyzontiformes; Petromyzontidae. Gene Ontology annotation, cellular component: nucleus. The record is from RefSeq and is a predicted model, not a curated record.